AUGAACCGAUAUCGUACACUUCUCGGCCUGGGGCCGCAAAGAGCCACCACCAACACCGUUUGCCAGAAAUGUCUCAAGAAGGAUAAGUUCUGCCACCUUCGGUGCUGUGACGUCUCUCUAACCGGCCCUGUACGCCAUUACAGCUACGAGUGCAAAGCAAGCGUACAAGAACGACCAUAUGCCUCAAGACCGUCGAGGACGCAGCAGCUGUCCAACCCAAAAUUAGUGCCAAAGCUCGCGAGCGAUACACCAAACAAUCUGCUUAACAGCAAAGGGGUGGCGGAUCAGCAGCUGGCUGAGGUCAAUGCAAGACGAUCCAAACGCGAGGUGCCGCGCGAGGGACCUCGGUCAUCCACACCAGACUCUCCCCGACAAAGUUCAGAUUCAGAUUCAAUAUCGACUGUAUCGACGAACAGGUCCCGGCCUCUAUCGCGCAGCCGGUCAAGAGGACAAGGAGACAGGUUUCCGACAAGCGGUCAUGCAGACCGAGACCGCUCAACCACCCCAGAUGCACCGCGGAAACGAAGACACCGCUCCAUCUCCAGUUCUUAUUCUCGAUCACCCCGGUCACCCCGCCGAGAGCCCGGGUCGCACCGCAAAAGCCGACGUUACCGCACCAUCAGCCCCGUCAACCGUGGUAGGCCAAGUUCCAUGCGCCGCGGAAGCCAUCGCAGCCGUAGUAACAGCCCAAGUAUGGACAAGAGCCAGAUCACCAGACAGAGGAAGUCGUUUGACGGUGAAGAUAUCCAUGAUAGGCCACGUGGGAGACGGGAUGGCGACGACGAAAAGCGCCCAAUGCCUCAAUUCGACUUCCCCUCGGGGGCCGGAGAACAGAGGAGGGAGAGGAAGCAAAGAAGUCCAAGUCCGUAUAGCAAGAGGCUAGCGCUGACGCAGGCCAUGAACAUGUAA
Molecule: messenger RNA, 909 nt
Organism: Cladophialophora carrionii CBS 160.54
Lineage: Eukaryota; Fungi; Ascomycota; Eurotiomycetes; Chaetothyriales; Herpotrichiellaceae
Exons: 2
Coding region: 1-909 (302 amino acids)
Source: RefSeq, a predicted model, not a curated record